Mesorhabditis belari is the source of this 885-nucleotide messenger RNA. The record is from the annotation of a GenBank genome assembly. NCBI's taxonomy places the organism in Eukaryota, Metazoa, Nematoda, Chromadorea, Rhabditida, Rhabditidae.
AUGUCAGUUGUUGCCGUUCAACCCGCUGCCGCGCCAGCUCCAGCCAAAGCCAAGGCACCAGCCAAGCCCAAGAAGACUAAAGUCGCUGCCGCUAAGGGAGAGAAGAAAGUCGCUGAGCAUCCACCUUACUCUACGAUGAUCCAGGCGUCGAUCAAAGCCAUGGCUGAUCGUAAGGGAUCUUCCAAGGCCGCAAUCCUUAAGCACGUCCUUCAAAACUACAGGGUUGGAGGAGACAUCAAGAAGGUGAACGCUCGUUUGUGCAUCAGCCUGAAGAAAGGAGCCGAUUCGGGUCUCUUCAAGCGCAUGAACGGUGCUGGUGCUUCGGGAAGCUUCCGUCUUGGAGAGAAGGCUGUCAAGAAAGUGGCCAAGAAGACACUAAAGAAGCCUGUCGCCAAGAAGAUCUCGACUGGAUCUCCAAAGAAGGCUGUUGUCAAGAAGACUACAAAGGCCAAGAAGCCAGCCGCUGAAAAGAAGGCCAAGACCGCCGCUUCACCCAAGAAGGCUAAGACAACCAAGCCAAAGUCUCCAAAGAAGAAUCAAUAUCAGCAGCCUAUAGCUGUCUCUGGGUAUCCGGUUUUCCCAUGGGGAGUCGGUGGGAUCUACGGGAAUUCGUAUCGACCAAAUCCUAGUGUUGUGCAACCGCCGAAUAGUGGGAGUCAAAGCGGUUCCACUUGUCCGAAAGGCCCAUAUGCGACGUUUUUGAGUCAACAAGAGCAGGAAGGACUUCACGAGUUGGUCGUUGAAGCACGAAAAUCGGGUGCCUCAGAGGCACAAGUGAAAGAAUACAUCAAUCGCUAUAUGCAAGCGGUGCUUUCAGAAGAGAAAUUCGAGAAAUUCACCGAGGCGAUGAACAAUUUCAACGCGGCUCGAUCGACCUUUCGAAAU